GGGAAGCCUUUGCUAUCAGCUAGGCACAGGGCUCCUUCGCCAGUUCCGGUCACGUUGCUGGGUGUUUACGCCUGGAUCCCGCCCCGGACCCCCUUGUCGGCGCCUGGGAGCCCCCCCGGAGUCCCGGCCUGACCGCCAGCAGCCUCGCAGCAGCUGAUGGCGCCGCAACCCGGGAAGGCGCUGCGGAACCCCGGGCGCAGCUAGCUCUGGGAAGAAGAGCUCCUCCCCGCACCCAGCCUGGCCCAGACAUAGGGCCCCGCUGGCCCAUCACUCCCUCGGGUCCCGAAGGUGGGUCCCAGGACUGGGUUGCCAUGGAUACUGUGUCCCUGGAGCAUCAGAUCCAAAGCGUGCAACGCCAUAUCAGCUUCCUGAAAAAGGAGCAGAUGGCCCUGCUGCGAGACCUGCACCUGGAAAUCCUGAGGCUGCAGAAACGCUGCUCAGAACUGACCCAUGACCUGGAGAUGAGAGAAGCCCAAUCUCACCAGCAAGAGGCGGCGUCCCUCGAGCUGGAGAGCAAGUGUCGCGCGCUGGAGUCGCAGCUGGCGGCCGCUGCCAAGGGCCCCGGCCGGGACUGGGCCGCCUGGGACCGCGGGGCUGGUGCCCUGGACGACACCGACAGCAUGCCUGAUCCCGCGCUCUUCCUCUACGCCCGGAGGCCCCCGCGGCCUGGUGGCUGCGGCCCGCGCCAGCAGCCUCCCCCGGACCAAGUCGACCUGCAGCCAGCGCCCUGCCCGAACCGUCCUGCAGCGCCCAGCACCCCGGGUGCGCCUGGGGUCCCGGAAUAG
This is a messenger RNA of Condylura cristata (star-nosed mole), 785 nucleotides long. RefSeq lists its product as uncharacterized. The coding region runs from base 312 to 785 and encodes 157 amino acids. The record is from RefSeq and is a predicted model, not a curated record. The transcript is spliced from 6 exons. Lineage: Eukaryota; Metazoa; Chordata; Mammalia; Eulipotyphla; Talpidae.